AUGAAUCUUGAGGCUUUGGCGAAGGCUAUGGAAGAUCUCAGAGCUAAGCGUGAAGAUUUGAAUCAAGGGUCACACAGAGGAGAAAGAGGUCGGCAAAAGCUUGCUACAACCGAGGUAUGGCUUAAGAGAGUUGCGACUAUCGAAAAAAAUGUCAGUGAUCUUAUUGGCCGUAGAGAAGAUGAACUUGCAAGACUGUGUCUUUUUGGGUUUUGCUCUAACAGUUUAAUAUCGAGUUAUCGUUACGGGGAAAAGGUUUCCUUGACGUUGCAGGAGGUUGAGGAACUUAAGAAUAAUUGUUGGUCAAGAACAAUGCUCGAUGAUGCAUGGAAACAUCUCAUGAAAGAUGGAGUUGGUACUAUGGGUAUGUAUGGAAUGGGCGGAGUUGGGAAAACAACGCUUCUCAAGCAAAUCUACAAUAAGUUCAGUGAAGAAAGGUGUGGAUUUGAUUUUGUGAUUUGGGUUGUGGUGUCUAAAGAGUUACAUGUAGAGAAGAUUCAAAAUGAGAUCGCUCAGGAAAUUGAUGACAUAUGGGAGAAGGUGGAUCUUAUAGAGAUUGGAGUCCCGAUUCCAGCACCAGAAAACCGAUGCAAAGUAGUUUCACCACUCGUCGCCAAGACGUAUGAAGCGAUCCAGAGAUCCCAACUUGCAAAAGACAUUGCUAGAAAAUGUGGUGGCCUUCCAUUGGCGCUCAAUGUCAUAGGGGAGACCAUGUCAUGCAAGAGAACGGUGGAAGAAUGGCGUCACGCGAUAAAUGUUUUGACUUCGUACGCUACAGAGUUUUCUGGCAUGGAAGAUAAGAUCCUUCCGCUUUUGAAGUAUAGCUACGAUAACCUUAAGGGCGAGGAUGUCAAAUCAUGUUUGCUGUAUUGCGCUUUGUUCCCAGAAGAUUAUCAGAUUUCUAAAGAGAACUUAUAG
Messenger RNA from Microthlaspi erraticum, 915 nucleotides. Lineage: Eukaryota; Viridiplantae; Streptophyta; Magnoliopsida; Brassicales; Brassicaceae. The record is from the annotation of a GenBank genome assembly.